CGACAUCGCAACGCUCCCGUUCCACGGUGCCACAUGAAGCAUCUAGCUGCUGGUAUCACGGCUGCUGAGCAUCUCUCCACUUUCGUCCUUCCCGUCUUGCUCUCAAUUGCAGUGGCAAGCCAGAACCAUUAACCCACCCCCCUUUUUGUUUUACUUCGUGCUAUGCAUUACAUCACACCUUAAACUAGGCAUCCGAUCACGCAGCUUCCAUGCGAGCUAUUCUCCCCGGAAGACCGCAGUCCAGGCUUCAGGCUGUGACCACAGGCUUUUGGGAAGGGAAGCACAUCAUCGUACAAGCCUUCUCCGCCCCUGUGCUCAACCUACGCAGCGAAAGCUAACACGCUGACUAGGCGUACGUCUCCGGCAAUGCGAUCGUUGUUCUCGACGGCCCCAACUCCAUCCUUCAGACCACCUACCUCGAGCUACCAGACGAGCUCGUUGCCAUUGCUCUCGAUGAACUUUCCGGCAAGAUAGCGGCCGCCUCGGCAUCCACGGUACACGUGUACAGACCGUACGGGCGCGACGAGGGCGCGCUGAGGUGGUCGUUGCAGUGCCAUCUUGACGCUUCUGAUGGCCAUGGCGUGGAGACACUAUCGUGGGGGCUAGACGAGGAGCUGCUGGUGGGCGGCGGGGAACUGCGAUUGUAUUCCACGUAUCACAAUCAAGGAGAGCUGUUGUGGAGUAAGAAGCUGGCGAACCCGCCUCGCUUCGCGGCAUUCUCGUACGACUCAAGUCUCAUCGCCUCUGCCGGGAAGUACGACCGCCUGGUCAAGAUCUGGAGGCGGCUCUCCCUUGCGGAUCAGAGGUUCGAGUAUGCGUACCUCCCGCAUCCGGCACCUGUCACGGGCAUGUACUGGCGGCGGCCGUUCCACCGGGACCAGUCUUUCGACAACGUGCUAUAUACAAUCUGUGCGGACAACAAGCUGCGAAUAUGGGCACCCGCUGGUGACCACGGCCUGUCGAUUUUGCAUCUGUGGGCAGACAUUAAUCUUAAGGACUCCAUCCAGCCUCGCUCACUGGACCCGCGACACCGAUCGGACAAGAGAUACGCAUUUAUAAUCGACAACCGCGACUUCACAGCAGCGACCGAACGUGUGGUGCAGAAUGCGUCAAGCGACGAGCAGGCAGAGCCAGGUAUGGCACAUCUGAUUGAGGUCGCGACCAAGAGCCCGGAUGUCUGCGUUGUGCUGGACGACAGGGGGAACAUGUCGGCUUGGGGAUUGGAGAGUGUGGGCUGCAAGCACAGAAAACCAGGUGACAUCUUCAACAUCGCACAUACAGAUGGGAUGCGCUUUCGUUUUGACCCCGGCGCGACUGGCGUGGAGGACAAUACCCAGUUCUAUCCGUUCGCGUCGGAAGAAGGGCUUUGCAUUUUGACGCAUCACUUUGAUGGUCGACUGGAGUGGUUCGAAGGGCGCCUAGAUCGCCUUUUCGAUCCGUCUCCACAGCGGCAGCGGCUGAAGAACAGGAUCACCUGGACUGGUCACAGGAGUGAGAUCAAGAAGAUUGUGCGGUCCGCUACUGGCAAGGCUCUGAUCUCAAGGACCGCCGAAAACGAAAGCAUCGUCUGGAAGAGAUAUCAUACCGAAGCCGGGGACACGAUAGCUCGAAAGAGUAUCAUUGAUAAGACCGAGCAUAUUCAUCGCGUGUGGCUUCUGCAAGAAGGCAGAUUCGUUGCAUUCUUGCACCAUGGAAGCAUCUCUCUUUGGGACGCAAGACAAUCAAAAGCUGUGCAGGUCGCUCGAUAUCCUUAUGAGCUCCAGGGCAAGCCUCUGUGCUUGUUGUGCAUCCCCGAAGAACAUGAAGACAAGCGACAUGUCCACCUCGCGACCAUCACGAGCGAGAUGAAGGGUUGUGCUUGGGAGGUCACUCUCCCCACCAACGGAGAUCCCAACGACACCGUCGAGCUCACAGAUUUUGGAGCGUUUGAUCUGGGUACUGACAACGAUCUCGCCUACGUCUUGCCUGUUGACCCUGCUGGCACUGCGCCAGUCAUUUCAGGCUUCUUGGAUCUGUUUGCACGCGACGUUGCCAUCUCGUACUCGAAGGCCGGCGUGUUGAAGUCAUGGACGGCGAGACCAAACGUCGAGCAAAAGAAGCUCGAGUGGCUUCAAACUUCGACCGUUGAGACCUUGAUCGAGAAUCCGUCGCUCGGCAGCGCGACGUCCAUCCGCAAAGCCGCUUUGGUCAGCGCCGACAAGACCUUGCUGACGAUCUGGAACACGCGGAGUGCCCAGUUGGAGCACGAAGAGCAGUUUGAGGAGUAUGACACAAUUCAAGAUCUCGAUUGGCUGUCCACGCCUGACAAUCAAUCCAUCCUGGCCGUCGGAUUUCCUCGACGUGUCAUUGUGUACGUCCAGCUCCGGUACGAUUACGUUGAUGCGAGGCCGUCCUGGGCCCCCCUACGCGAGUUCAGCAUCCGGGAUCUGACGCCCCAUCCGAUUGGGGACAGCGUCUGGCUCGGCAAUGGCGGCUUUGUGAUUGGAGCUGGAAAUCAACUAUUUGUUCAAGAACAGAAGAUUGAUGUGUCUGAUCAUAUUAUGCCGGACCUUAGGCUGCUGUCCAAUGACAAAAGAGGCUUCGAUCUCUUCACCGUUGUCAGCCGUUUGAACGGCCCGCUACCCGUCUUCCACCCUCAGUUUUUGUCACAAUGCAUUCUCAGUGGCCGUUUGCUCCUAGCGCAGAAGAUCCUCCUCAAGCUGUGGAAGACGAUGAAGUUUUAUUCAGACGGCGAGCCGUUUGACAGCUUGCUUGGUUUCGACCUCGAGGAUUUUGCGCAGGAUGAAGACCUGACUGCGUCGGCGGCAAAAAAAGAGAUGCACUCCUCAUAUGCCGAAUUUAUUGAUGAAGAGCCCGAGACAAUAACCGAAGACGUGGCUGUAGCGCUCAACGAGCAGUUGGCGACGAGAACGGUACCUUUCCUCUCGAGCAGAGAUCAGAUUCACCUCGUUGACAUUGUUGAAUGCGUCGCGACGGUCGAGAAACAUAGAAGAUCACUGGACAACAACGGUUCGCGCUUCUUGCUCUUCUUCAGGCAACAUGUACUUCGCUCGAGUCAGCGCUCUGAGCACAGUCCGUUGUCGUGGCGAGAGAUUACCUGGGCUUUCUACAGCGGCAGUCAGGAUAUUUUGGCUGACCUUGUGUCGCGUCACUUCCAUGGCAGGAUGUUGUGGGAGCAUGCGAGAGACAGCGGCAUGUUUAUGUGGAUGACGGAUUUGACAGCUCUGCGGCAGCAAUUUGAGGUUAUUGCACGCAAUGAAUACACAAAGUCAGAUGAGAAAAAUCCAGUCGACUGCAGUCUGUACUACAUGGCGCUCAAGAAGAAGGCAGUUCUCGUAGGUCUGUGGCGCAUGGCUACAUGGCACAAGGAGCAAUCUUCUACACAUCGGUUUCUAUCCAACAACUUUGACGAGCAGCGUUGGAAGACUGCCGCGUUGAAAAAUGCGUAUGCUCUCAUGGGUAAACGCAGGUUCGAGUACGCAGCUGCCUUCUUCCUGCUUGCUGGAGCAUUGAAGGACGCCGUCAGGGUAUUGAGCCAUCAGCUUGGUGACAUGCAGCUUGCCAUUGCUGUGGCGAGAGUGUAUGAGGGUGACAACGGACCGGUACUUGAAGAAUAUCUGAAGCAACAUGUACUACCCUUGGCUGCCACGGAAGGAAACAGAUGGAUGGCGAAUUGGGCAUUGUGGAUGUUGGGUAAGCGUGACAAGGCCGUCAGGGCGCUUAUACUACCUCUCGAUUCCCUCCUCUCGCCUCCGGAAACACCGAACUUACAAUCUAAGCUGUUCUUGACUGACGAUCCCGCUCUUGUCGUGCUGUACAAACAGUUGCGCGAGAAGUCGCUGCAGACACUUCGCGGCGCGCUCUCGGUGUCGCCUCGAGCUGAAUGGGAGUUCAUCACGCAUACAGCUGGUUUGUAUGAGCGCAUGGGAUGUGAUCUGCUUGCGCUGGACUUAGUCCGUAGUUGGGAGUUCUUGAUUCCACAGCCUCAGAUUUCAGUGCCGAAGAUCCCUGUUGUCAAACAACCUUCGAUUGCUGAAGUGGUUUUGAGGGAAAAGGAUAUAGGACCGAAAUCGCAGAUUUAUUUCAACCCACCGCCUUCAGCGCUUGACGGGUUCGACAUCGACCCCAAGCGGCUACUGCGCAGAAGAAGCUCACUUGUAGUUGCGGAUUUACCGCUCUCACCGACGGUGGACCAUCACAAGAAGCCGUCGCUGGCAGAUGGCAGCGCAAUCUUCGAAGAUGAGAAGGAGACCAACGAAAUUCAAACGAAUGGGUUUAGGAACAUGAAGGACAAGAAGAAGGAUGAGGACGACGAUAAGAAGAAGCAGAAGCCUCCUCCGACGCAAUUUGUGGAACCGGAUGCGAACAGCUUGUUGGAUUCUUUUGGGUUCUAGCGUGUAUACCCCUUGUACAUUGUGUAGCCAUAGUAAAUCCUAAUCUAGAGUUCGCCGAUCUGAAGGCAGCGGCUUUAGGUUGGUGUGGAACAGAUCGGCACGGCCGCACUGCAGGCAUGAACAGUUGGAGCAAGGUAUGCGAACACCGUCAUGGUCACAUACGGGAAUUCAAGGCGUUCGAGUGCAUCACAAGACAAUUA
This is a messenger RNA of Verruconis gallopava, 4594 nucleotides long. RefSeq lists its product as hypothetical. Lineage: Eukaryota; Fungi; Ascomycota; Dothideomycetes; Venturiales; Sympoventuriaceae. Gene Ontology annotation, molecular function: protein binding. The transcript is spliced from 3 exons. The record is from RefSeq and is a predicted model, not a curated record. Bases 849 to 4394 code for a protein of 1181 amino acids. Gene Ontology annotation, biological process: vacuolar acidification. Gene Ontology annotation, cellular component: RAVE complex.